AUGCGUUAUCACAUACUCUUUGGCAGUGCUCUGGGCAUGAUCCUGGUUGCUGGGCCUGUCCAGGCUGGUCCGUUGCCACGCCUCGGCCCCAGGCUGCUCAAAGCUGAAAGAGCGGAAACUGCCGUAUUCGACACCUCUGCCAUCCCUGAUGGACCUGGUUCUACCCAGCCUGCCUCGCCAAAUGUACCCACGGGCACAGCUCCUCGCCCCAUCUUCCAGACCUUGACCGGCACGUCGGCAGACAUUCCCGACUCCCUCCGGUCCAGCAUCCCUACACAGGCUCAGACCCAAGAUCCGGUCUCGACUUCGGCUGGACCAAGCGUCGUCCCGGUUGAGACUUCGUCGACCAGCAUACCAUCGGCGCCGGUGACCUCGUCCAGCAGUGUCAUUGACUCUCACACUAGCACCGCCGUUCCGCCUUCGUCCACGUCUGAGGCCAAUGCUGCCCCUACGAGUGCUGUUCAGACAGCCUCUUCUGAGCCUGCUGUACCAACUACAACUAGCAUGUUUACCACGGUCGUCAUCCCGGAUCUCAAUCCUCCUACUACGGCUCCCACUACGAGUUCGACGGAGCCUGCCAAGCCAACCACCGUUGGAACCUCCGUCACGAGUAUAGGUCCGGAUCUGGAGUCUGGCAUUGCUACCGACAGGCCCACCACGACUGGCGUCCCCGCUGCGACGACUUCCACGACGGUUGCCGCUCCUGUUACGACUCACAGCACCGCUGUGGACAUCAUACAGACCUCUUGCCGCCACAACUGGAGCUGCUCAUACGGACACCACGGCGUCGAGCGCUUCCACGGUGAACACAGAGACCGCAUCUGCGACGGCGCCUGCUGGGGUGACGGGAUCUACAACUCAACCGUUGACUACGGAGACGACUGCUUCUUCAGUGACGGAGACUUUGGCGGCUACUGGGACUUCGAUAGCUACAACGGCUACCGCAAGUUCCACACUCCUGGAACCUCAGCAGUGACAGGCACAUCAGCAGCUACUGAGACUUCGGCCGUCACAAGCACCGUGCCCUCUGCUGCUGCCCCAACCACAGCCCCUGAGACUCAGACGACUGCCACUGGCUCCAGCACCGGUCUUCAGAAUUCGCUCACGCAGACGACCAUUGCCCACCAAACACAAUCCAGUUCAACUGUCGGAAGCACAACAGUGACGUCUCAGGAUGCCUCGACAUCACAGACUCAGCCACCAGGCUCUGUUGCUGCCACCUUCAGCACAAGCUCUAUCCCUGUCCCUGCCAACACGGUGACCGUCUCUACCAGCCUGAUUCAGCCUCCGCAGAGCACGAGUGCUUCUCUUGCUCUUACGGGUGGAAGCAGCCUGACCUCGACUGUUGCUCAAACUGGUACUACACUCCUGACCUCGUUGUCGACGACGACUUCUGUUGGCCUGCCGGCGAGCUCGACGUCAACUGAAAGUGUAGCAUCAACAUCAAGCUCUGCUGCUGCUGCCACUACAACCUCCGCGUCUACUACCAGCGAAGCAGUGUUCGUGACAUCGUCAGCCCCCAUUGAGCCUACAACAUCCUCCACAGCCUCGUCAGCUUCAAGCUCAUCCACAGCCGCGGCCAGCACCUCAAGCCAGGCUGCCCCCUCGCUAACGACAGCCCCUGAAACCACACAGUCGGCCAGCCUGACGAAGCCCGUCUUCCUGCCAACGCCAACAGAGUCCUCUGAAGACGCAACCACAACGACAAAACGCACGACGACAUCCACCGCCACCGUCACCGUCCAGCCCACCGGAACCCCCAACGCCGCCGUCCCAACCACAUUGACCUUCUUCCCCACGGCCACCACCACCGUCCCCGCCCAGGUCUACGCAAGCAACCUCGCCGCCGCCCAGAGGUACAACGACGUCUUCACCAACAUGGACCCCGAGUCCGCCUGUACCGGCGCCCAGGCGGCCUGCAUCGACGGCCAGCUGGCGACGUGCGGGCCCAGCGGCGCCUUUGUCCUCGAGGCAUGCGACCCGGGCACCAAGUGCUUUGCUCUGCCGAUGAACAACACCGCAGGCGUCCUGCUUGGAUGCCAUGACCCUGCUCUUGCGGAGAGCAUCCUCGGCGGCGCGGGUGCGCCCCAGAGCAGCAGCAGCAGCAGCAGCAGCAGCAGCAGCGGGCCGGCUCCGACGUCUGUCCCGGCUGGUCCCCCAGCGGUGCCCACGACGACGACGACGACUGACCCCGGUGUGAUAGUCACCAGUUACAUCACCGUCAGCGACUUGCCGCCCGUGGCGCCUACGACAUCUACUGCUACUGUCGUGGUUCCCUCGCCCCAGCCGCCCUCUGCUCCUCCGGCUGCAGCGCCUCCAGCAGCGGACCCCCCUGCAGUCUCUCAUCCAGUCGCCUCUCCUUCUCCUUCUCCUUCUCCUUCUCCUUCUCCUUCUCCUUCUCCUUCUCCUUCUCCUUCUCCUUCUCCUUCUCCUCCUCCAGCCGUCUCUUCACCAGCAGCCUCUCAACCCCCGUCCCCUCCCGCAGCCCCAACGCCAACAACCUUCCAAACCAUCCGCACCAGCGUCGUCCCUCCCCCGAGCAUCACGCCCCCCUCCAACAACAACAACCCCUUUGCGCCCCUCCCGCUGCCCAACCCAACGAGCCUCAUCCUCAUCCCCGUCCCCGACGACAGCCCUCUCCCCGGCCCAUCAGAGCUCGCCGUCCCCAGCAGCAGCAGCAACAGCAAUCCGACCCCUCAACCCACAGAGGUCCGUAACGGGCCGGCUGCUGGAUCUGGCAUCUUGCCCACUGUUACCGUCACCGAGCACGAGAAGGAGACUGUGACGGUUACGCAAAGGGAAAAGGAGACGGUGACGGUUGCGCGGGAGACGGUGACUGUUACGCAGAUUCCUUCGAAGGAGACGGUGACUGUCACUGUUGGCGUUUGAGAGAUUGUUGAUGGGGGGGUGAUUUAGGGGCAUGUUGAAUGUGCGAGGUUGGUCCACAAUAAAUACCUUACCUUGAUGCCUUUAUACUUUUUUUCCCCUUUUUCUUUACCUUUUGUUUUUGCUAUUUACAUGUUGGUUGGAUGGAUAUUUCUGUUUUUUAUGAUCAUGAGUUUUUCCAUGUUUCAAUAUAUAUAUAAUAUGUAGCCGGUCUAUCAUACUCAUCAAGGGAAGCCGGGAAGAAAGAGAAAAGGGGGGAAAAUUAAUGCUUGG
Molecule: messenger RNA, 3159 nt
Organism: Trichoderma reesei QM6a
Lineage: Eukaryota; Fungi; Ascomycota; Sordariomycetes; Hypocreales; Hypocreaceae
Exons: 5
Coding region: 1-2889 (962 amino acids)
Source: RefSeq, a predicted model, not a curated record